Messenger RNA from Mycena citricolor, 462 nucleotides. Lineage: Eukaryota; Fungi; Basidiomycota; Agaricomycetes; Agaricales; Mycenaceae. The record is from the annotation of a GenBank genome assembly.
CCUUGUUGUGUCUUCACGCAUAGGCUCGUUCCACAAUGGACUACCCGCAGCCACCUGAGGGCUCCACUGAUGUUUUCUCCGUCUCUGACCAAGUGCUUUCUGAGAAACUACAAUUCAUUGAGGAGAUUGGAUUUGGCAACUGGGGCAGCGUAUGGUUGUGUCAACCCAAGCCUUCAUCUCCCAACGGCGACAAUGCUGAUGAAGAGGGCAUUGUACGCGUUCGCGAAGCCAAGAUCGCUGUGAAGCUCGUGCAUCGGUCCAAGACCUCGACCACCGCUGCGCGCGUCAGGUCCUUAUGGAACGAGAUGAAGAUCGUUCGGUCCUUCAAAGCGGACCCGCACCCGUCGAUUGUUCCAUUCCACUCUUUCAUUAUUACGCCCUCCUACGCGUUGAUAACUAUGGCCUACCUUCCCAAGCUCAUCCCUGUCGAAGUAGAAGAGACUAAGGCCCGGGAAUGGUUUC